UUACUUCUGUUUUUCACAUCACAAAAACUCUUCAGAGCACUCAUGACGACACCAACUUCGAUUCACAAACGUUCGAGAAGUGAUCCGGUCCUCAAAAAACCUCUCAAGAACAACAAAUCAAGUGAAGCCAUUCACAACAUCGAUAGAUUUCAUAUGGAUCAAACGUUACAGAGAGAGAUAGAGCAGCUCAAAUCUCUUGUAAAAUUCAGAGCACUACACCCCCAGAGAGUGUCAUGUGAUGAGAUUGAUUUUCUGCUUCAAGAAGAUGAGGUUUUAGUACGGCGUGAACUGGAGACAGUCCUUAGACGAAAACUGUUCUUGGAAGAUUGUAGAAACGAAGAUCCUUCUAUUCCCAAGGAAGCAAAGAAACUGGUUGGCGAAAUUGCAGCAUUGGAGCUGCAAGUGAUGUACUUAGAAAGAUAUCUUCUUUUGUUAUACCGAAGAUUCUUCAACAACAGAAUUACAAGCAACUUAGAACCAGAGGAGAAAGAGAUAUCAGAGGAUCUUCUUGUGUCUACUAAUCUCAUUAAUUCACCAAAAACCGCGAGCCCGCAGAAAGUUCUAGAAGAUUCAGGAAUAUUCCGUAGCCACUCAUCGUUGUCUCAUUGUUCAGGCUAUUCCUUUAGAAUGUCUCCCCAAGCAAUGGACUCAUCAUACCAUCACUCUCUUCCUUUCUCAAUGCUUGAGAAAGCUGAUAUUGAUGCGAUGGUUGGAACAUAUGUUUCUGAAAAUGUUACCAAAUCACCAAACAGUUUGUCUGAAGAGAUGAUCAAGUGUAUCUCAGACGUAUUUCGUCAACUUGCGGAUCAAGAAUCGAGUAGCCCUAAUGGGAAGCUCAAGGUCACUAGCAGACCUUAUGACAAGUUACUAAUGGUGAAAACUAUAUGUAGAGACUCAGAGAAGUUAAAUAAAGUUGAACCUACUUUACAGCAUUUCAGGUCGCUUGUUAAUAAGUUAGAAGGAGUGAAUCCAAGAAAGUUGAAUCAUGAAGAGAAGCUAGCUUUUUGGAUUAACAUACACAACUCUUUGGUUAUGCAUUCAAUUCUUGUCUAUGGGAACCCUAAAAACAGUAUGAAAAGGGUAUCUGGGUUGCUGAAGGCAGCGUAUAACGUUGGAGGACGAAGCUUGAACUUAGAUACAAUACAGACUUCGAUUCUUCGUUGCCGUGUCUCUCGUCCAGGACAGGUAUUUAGGUUCUUGUUUGCUUCUAAACCAAAGGGAAAAUCUGGAGACUUGGGUAAAGAUUAUGCUAUAACUCACCCUGAGCCUCUUCUUCAUUUCGCGCUUUGCUCUGGGAACUUCUCAGAUCCAUCAGUUCGUAUUUAUACGCCGAAGAACGUGAUGAUGGAGCUAGAAUGUGGUAAAGAAGAGUAUGUAAGAUCAAACAUAGGAAUCUCCAAAGACAACAAGAUUCUUCUGCCGAAGUUGGUUGAGUUAUAUGCCAAGGACACUGAACUUUGCCAUGUUGGCAUCCACGACAUGGUCAUGAACCAUCUGCCUUGUGACGCAAGAAAUAAAAUCCAGCAGUGUGUGAACAAGAAGCAUGGAAGAUUCACCAUCGAUUGGGUCGCAUUUGAUUUCAGAUUCAGUUAUGGUUUCGCAUGAAGAUUGUGUUAGACCAUCUCCAAUGGUGCUCUAUAAUUUUCUCUAUAUUUCACUCCAAAAUAGUGAAACUUUAUAAUAGAGUUGGAUUUGCU
Messenger RNA from Eruca vesicaria subsp. sativa (arugula), 1697 nucleotides. NCBI's taxonomy places the organism in Eukaryota, Viridiplantae, Streptophyta, Magnoliopsida, Brassicales, Brassicaceae. The record is from the annotation of a GenBank genome assembly.